CCACCCCUCUCCCCACUCCACACGCUCUCGCACAUCCGCUCCCCCUCCCCCACACACUCGACGGCGCCGCGGAUCCGGUUGUACCUGGCGGUGAUGGCGGCGGCAGGCGGCGGAGGGGCGUUCGGUGGCGGGGCUGGCGGCGGGGCGUUCGGGGGAGGGGCGUUUGGCGGCGGGGCUGGUGUCGGAGGGGUCGGCGGUGGCGGUGCUGGUGGAGGGGCGUUCGGCGGCGCGGCUGGCGGCGGAGGGGCCGGCGGUGGCGGGGAUGAGCAGCCGUGGCUUCGUCUGCCUACGUACGCGCAGCUACUGCUCAGCUCCCUGCGGGCCACCUGCACGACCUUCGAGGAUCUGCGGGAGCGGGCUGGCACCCUUGCCAAGCUCGCGAACGACCUACAGACUGGUGUCAUUGCGGGCAACGUGGGGAUCCUCACGACAGCUGCGGUGAAGUUUGGGCACCGUAAGGUCGUUGAUAUUUUCCAUGAAAGGUUCUAUCCCAAGCGUGGAUCUCUGCAGUACGCUAGAGAUAUCACGCUAAGGCUGCAGAGCUCACGGCCCGAUUUUGAUGCUUGGAUACUGGCAUCCCUUGAUCGUGCUCAGUCAAGGCCUCUGUCAUCGUUCCUUCAGUAUGCUGGCAGGGAACUCAACAGGAUAAAGGGUCAUAUAAGGAACGCUGGGGUUAACACUAUAGUUGAGCUUCUUGAAUUACAUGCCCUCAACGAGAAUGCAGAGGAUUUCCUGCAAAGAGCCGCAGUACUGUAUGGCCCGACCAGGGAUGCUCUCAGCUAUGGUUUAGCAGAGCUUCGUCAGGCGGUUGCGGCUGUCACUGAUCUCGUCACUAGGUUCAACGAAGAGCCACCUGCCGUCCGUCAUCUUUUCAGCCCAUUUACCUCGGCAGGCCCACUGGUAGUCCAUAUUGAAAUAUCCAAAACAUCUUAUAAUUCGAAACGGAGGUAGUACAUCAGAAGCAAAAGCCUAUUCAUCAUCACUAGGGUAGCAGUCAUAUAGUUUCUCAACCUUCUUUGCACGCUCAAACACAGCCUUAUAAGGUGAAGCAGUAUGGAGCAUGGUGAAAGUAGAGUUCCAUCUAGUCUUGCAGUUAAGUACCAAUUGUUUUCCCAUUUUUACUUUCUGAAACUUAGCAAUUUCCUCAAAUUUCUCUACUCUUUUUGGGGUGGCUGUCCAAAAUGCUACACUCAUGAAUUUUUUAGCAGCUUUCAACACAUCCAAAGCAUUCUUCACUAUCAAAUUCAGAACAUGUGCACUACAUCGCAUGUGAAGCAUCAUACCUUUCAGCAUUAGUUCUCUUUCCCUAUCUUAUUCAGCAACAGAUCAACUGCUUUGUCAUUUGAGGUGCAGACGCGCAGUUAUCCAAAGUCACACAAGAAAGCUUCACAUCAAGAUUUCCAAGCAACCAAAGUCUCAUACAGUUCAUUUGCUAUAGCUUCUGCAAUAUGUGGAGCUGGCACAUAAAUGAACCUCAACACCAUACAAUAAACAUUGACAAGUUAUUAGACAACAACGUUCAUAUGUCCAACAUCGCAGCAUUGAUAAUCUUAAGACAGCAGCAUUGAUAAGUUUAGUACCACAUGAUAACACUCUUAAGGUUCCAAUUAUCAUCAAUAAAGUGGGCUGUGAUAGCUAUGUAGCCCUUCUUUUGAUGAUCAGCUGUCCACAUAUCAGUUGUGAUUGGUUAUGUUGUACAUUACUUAUUUUGAUAUGAUAAUUAAAUAUCAACCGCCUUUCACACAGAUUAUGGCUCUCCAAACAUUCAUUAUUUUAGUUUUAUUGUCAGAAUAUAGAUGUGAAUAUCCUCGUCUAUAUUUAGACUAUGUACAUGCAAAAGGAAUUUCUGAGAUAGAUAAUUGACAAGGAUCCACACAAACAUAUCUGUGUAUCACAUAUUCACACAAUCAAUCGAUAGACGGAGAUAGAGAUGGUGGUGGUCUCGGUUACAAGAGAGUAAUAGUAAUUUGCCAUCAUCGUAGUACCGUUGCAUGCAAUUGUAUACUUUAGAUAAAUUGAUUCAUGUAUGGAUAUUAGUUUUAGAAGGUUUAGAGCAGCUCCAGCCGCGCCCCCAACAGGCCCUCCCAAGGCGAUUUGUUUGCGCCGGCGCCCGAAAACAGGCCCAGUCGCGCCCCUAGGAGCCCGUUUUUCCACGGUUAGGCCCGAAAUUGGCGUCGGCGGACCAGGCCGGACCCGGCGCGCUGGGGGGCGCCCGGGGGCGCCGGGGCAAUCGUUUUUGGCGCGAAUGAACAGCGGGCCCGCCGAGUCAGCGACCCCUGCCUCGUCGUCCUCACAACGCCUUGGUUUCCCGUGGGGGAAUCAAUGCCAAGGCUGCCGCCGGUCAGCCUUCCAUUGAUUCCUCACGGGUCGGCGCAGUGCGGUAACACGCCCCCUCGCACCAUGCGUACACACAACGCCGCCGCCCCACCUCCCCCCCGCCGCUAUAUAAAGCAGCACCUCCUUCGCCGGAGGACGCACCCGCCCGCAGCCCCUCUCUCCCCCGUGCACAGCCGUCGCCGACGAACUCUGUCCUCUCUCUCUCCCCGUUCAAAGCCACUGCAGACGAUGGGCGAGAGGUUGCCCGACGAUGGGGCGGCGGCACCUCCUGUUCGACGCCAACAUCCCGACGCCUCCCGACAUGCGCGCGCCGGGGCGGUGGAGGCUCAGCGCCGGGGGCGUCCCCGUGCCCCCGCUGCCCGAUGACGCACCCCGACUACUUCAACGACGAGGUCCAGCGCGUGUGGGCGUCGCUGACGGAGGAUCAACUGGCCCUCCCGGAGUACGCCGCCGGCAACCAGGAGGCGUGGGCAGCGUACUUCGGACAACGCUCCUCUGGUGCGGGGCACCAAGAACAGCGACGGCCGCCGCCUGUGGUGGGGCGCCCCCGGCCGCACGCUCCAUGCCGUCCUCCAGCACCUCGAGGGCGGCAACGAGCCGCCGUUGAAGUACCCUGCCGUCCCGGUCCCCCGCCGGAGCGGCGACCAAUGGAUGCCGAGGAGGACCGGCUCCUCUUCCUCCUCCCGUUCCUUCCGCUCCUCGCACUCCUCUGGGUUGCCGGCGCUCUUCAGCGUCAAUGCCAGCCAGCGGAGACGCCGCUCGGCCAGCGCACCCGCAGCGCCGGCAUCGUCAUCAACGAGGGCGGGCGCACCUCCUCCUCGGCACCUCCCCGCCUUGUCAAGCCGAAGACGGAGCCGGGGCUCGCCGCCAUGAAGACGGAGCCAGGCCUCGCCGGUGUCAAGACGGAGCCGGGGCUCGACGACGCCGCGGCCAUGAAGUGGGCGCGAGAGGACUGGGCGUGGCUGGAGUUGGAGCGCCAGUGCCGCGCCUUGGAGGAGAUCGCCGCUCGGCGUCGGGGCCGCGACGAGGGAGGCGUCGUUGUUCUCGACGACAGCGACGAUGACGCGCUGCCGCCAGUCCGCCAUGGCGACCCCGGGCAGGGGUCCAGCAGUGGCAUCCGCGUGAAGGAGGAGAAGGACGACGACGACGGCGACGCCACCGUGUUCAGCGAGUUCUUUGGCCUGUAGUCGCCGCCUUGUUUUUUUUAGUAAAUUUUAAGUUUGCCAUGUAAAAACUGCUUUAAAGUUGCCGAAGUUUAUGUUGUGCUUGCUGAAUUUUAGCCAAGUUUCUUUUAAAAAAGUUAAAAUAAGCGUCUAGGGGCGACCCUGGGGGCGGCGGCUGGGACCCCGAUCGGCCCCAGGCCGAUUUUAUCGCCGGUUCGCCCCCAGGCGGCAAUUUUUCAAGCCGCCUGGGGGGCCGAACGGCUGGAGUUGCUCUUUGUAGUGUUGCUUGCAUUGUUUACUUCAGAUAAAGUAGCAUGUUCUGUGCUAUAAGUGGCCAAAGAUUGGGUUUUCAUGAUAUUUAUUUUUGUAAAAUUGAUA
This is a messenger RNA of Triticum aestivum (bread wheat), 3878 nucleotides long. Its product is annotated as translation initiation factor IF-2. NCBI's taxonomy places the organism in Eukaryota, Viridiplantae, Streptophyta, Magnoliopsida, Poales, Poaceae. The transcript is spliced from 2 exons. Bases 2700 to 3524 code for a protein of 274 amino acids. The record is from RefSeq and is a predicted model, not a curated record.